AUGACUUUCUUGUGCUUUUCACUCGCUCUUACAGGCGAUUUCAUUCGCGUAAUUUCGAAAGCUGAAAAAUUAGAGGAAAUUUUAAAUAAUGGAAAUUAUACAUAUAUUAGCAUUGCCGCGACACACGACAUAAAACAAGCACUUUAUUGCCCAGAAGCAAAAUUUGGGGAAAUUACUUUCCCUCGUUCAGCUGCGUGUUCGAAAGUUGCACUGCCAUGUUCAAUUUAUAAUGAUACAGAUGGUUCGCUUCGAUACGCUAUUCAGCACUGUGACUGUAAAACAGGUAAAUGGCUUGCGCAACCGAACCUAGAUAAUUGCACGCAUAAAUGGACUAUGGAAUUUGAACAAGCUAUUAGCAAUAAUGAACCUGCGGAAAUUCUAAGUGGCUUGUUGGCAGACAAGCUCAAAUCGACGAUACAAUUUAGGUUUUCUGAUAUAGUUGGUAGCGUAAAUGUUUUAGAAAAUCUAAUUCCUUUGGCUAUGCAACAAUAUGUUCUUAUUGAUAAUCGCACUGAAAGAAGUCAGAAGGCUAUUGAAUUUACUCAGGCAAAAGAUAAUUCAUUUUUAAAAUCAAAUUUAUUUGGAGCUGCUGGUGAUGAAUUACUUAGUUCGAGAGUCGAGAUAACCUGGAUGCAGUUAGGAACCAGAGUGCGCAUCGCUACAGCUUCGACACUAAUGAUUUCGCUGGAAAGAAGCGCAGCUUUGAUGGCCACUUUUCUUGAUCAGAAGCAAAAGAAAAUCAAUUAUAGAAUGCAAGUGCAAGUGAAGUCACCUGGCAAAACUACAAAUCGAAUAGCAGCUUUCGAUGAUUCCAGUUCGAAAAAACUGCAACAAUCAUUAUCGUUGCCACAUGUUCCUCACGAUGAUCAUCAAAAUUCAUCAUUUAAUCCCGAGUUAGGAGUACCACUAAGUUCACCAGCUUUUUAUAAAGCUUCAGUACCAGCAACAAUUAGUUUCAGCGAUUUCCAGUUGUCACCCAACAAUCUACUUAUAAAGCAAGUGCUUCGGCCAAAGCAGCAACUGUUCCGUAUCAGUUCAAUCCUCAAAUACAACCUCGAUACGACGGAGACUGCUGUCUCUUUAGACCGCAAUCCUCUGAGGCUUGGCUAUUAUAUAUUCAAAUCUUUUGGAAAUCUUCUGAACACUGAUAAUAAAACAAUUAUUAAUAGUCUUAUUAUAGGUGCCAGUGUAAAUAAUCCAACACAAAAUCUCGAACUUCCAAAGUCGAAUCCAGUUUCUUUUACUUUUUACCACAUAAAACAAAAGAAUGUCGCAAAUCCAAGAUGUGUAUUUUGGGACACUAAUAAACGUAUCGACGUUGAAAUAUUCAAUUUUUUAAGAAUUUGGAACGAAAGUGGAUGUUCUGUGCUACAAACGUCGAUAAAUUCCACUGAUUGCUUAUGCACCCACUUAACCAGCUUUGCAAUUUUAAUGGAUAUUAUUGGUGAGGACGAUGGAUCACUGAACAGUUUUGCUUUGAAUGUGAUUUCAAUUCUAGGCUGCUCUUUAUCAGCUUUUUGCUUAUUUCUAACAAUCGUGGUACUUACAUGUUUCAGGUAA
Messenger RNA from Dracunculus medinensis (Guinea worm), 1560 nucleotides. The record is from the annotation of a GenBank genome assembly. NCBI's taxonomy places the organism in Eukaryota, Metazoa, Nematoda, Chromadorea, Rhabditida, Dracunculidae.